AUGUGUGCUCUGCAUGGUGGGGAAGGAGAGCCAUUUGAGCAGUUUACGUUUGUGGGUGACAAAGUUAAAGUGUUUGACAGUGCGUCUGUAGAGCAGGAGCAUGUCACAAGACAUAAGGGACUGCGUCGUUCUGUGAGAGCUAAUCCGUGGCUCUCGCUCUCUAGACACUUCAGCUACGUCGCCGAUCGUCUGCGACUGGAUGCUGCGCUGCUCCGUCGUCUUGUGGAAGUGGGAAUGAUGAGCGGAGACGAAUACGACGAGUUGACGAAUGAAUGUUUUCUAAAGAGAAAGAGAAUGAAGCGUCUAUUGAGAGAUAUCCUUCCUAGACAAGAUCCUACACUAUUCGACACGUUCUGCAAGAUAGUGAGUGAAGUGGGUCAAGGAUUUAUUGUUGAGAAGCUCAAGGAAGGUCCAGAUGAAAUCGUCAAGUCAGCAGCAUAUGGAAAGGAAGCGAAAGAGUCAGACACAACAGCGGCCGCUGCUGCGUGUGCCAGUUGCGUGACUUCCGCCUCAGUAAGGGAAAGUCCCGAAGGCGGUACGAUGUCAACAUCACGUGAGUUUGACGUGGGAAAGAGUAGCAGGAAAGUUGUUGCUAAUGGUCGCAGAAGAGGCAGAAGACACUUUAGAUUGUCGCGACGUCCGCCAGCUACUACUGCACGUGACGGUGGGAGGGGAAAAGAAGAUGUGGAAAGUGCAGGGAAUAGUAUCGGAGGUGAAUACAAACCGUUACAAGAAGCAUCCAUGUAG
Messenger RNA from Corticium candelabrum, 747 nucleotides. RefSeq lists its product as uncharacterized. Bases 1 to 747 code for a protein of 248 amino acids. The record is from RefSeq and is a predicted model, not a curated record. Gene Ontology annotation, biological process: regulation of apoptotic process. NCBI's taxonomy places the organism in Eukaryota, Metazoa, Porifera, Homoscleromorpha, Homosclerophorida, Plakinidae. The transcript has 7 exons.